Messenger RNA from Rhagoletis pomonella (apple maggot), 1127 nucleotides. RefSeq lists its product as uncharacterized. The transcript is spliced from 2 exons. The record is from RefSeq and is a predicted model, not a curated record. NCBI's taxonomy places the organism in Eukaryota, Metazoa, Arthropoda, Insecta, Diptera, Tephritidae. Bases 663 to 1025 code for a protein of 120 amino acids.
UCAGGUCGACGUUCUUAUAUGAUCAGUAUACAUUUAAAUGGGUCUAUCUCUUUUUGUUCUGGUACUUACAAACAUCGGACCAAAGUUAUAAUACCAUUUCAUGCUCAUGAAAGGUAUAAAAAGCGUGGUAAAAAAGGAAGCAUAUCACAAUUCAUUUAGGUAAGCAGGCCAUAACACUUCUGCACUUUUGUUUUUGUAAAACACUUUAGUACAGGAAGUGCACGGUCACAUAUGUAUGUACAUACAUACAUCCAUAUAUACAUUUGGGAAUGCACUUAUACAAAGCAAGAAUUCGCAUCAAUUUUCGUUGAUUAGCUGUCGCCGCUACUUCCACUGAGUGAUGCGCGCACUUCCAUUUGAAAAAUUUUAGCAUCGCAUUUGUUCUACUUCAAUUUGCUUCUGCUUCAGUUUGGUUCCACUUCAGCUUUGUUCUGGGGUCGAAUCGUGACAGACGUGAACGAGUCGGCAAUCGUACGAACACAAAUUACGUGAUAGUUUAAUCGAAUGAACAAUAUCGGAUGAUAACAAUCGAAGGCGACCGAAUCGUUAUUGUUUAUUUGGUUAUCGAUUAUUUUUCUCUUCUUCUUCCUUUUUUAAGUCACAGUAGACAUUGAAGUGUCAAAAUAAGUGAAAAGUAAAUAAAGAAAGGCGGCAAAACUAAAAUGGAUCCGAGCCUUUUAUUUUAUUUAAGCUCUAGCGAAAGCGAAAAUGACGAAAGAGUUGUGCGUAAGCAACUUCGGGGCAGAAGCAAUCCAUUGGCAUUAUCCGACAACGCAUUCAUCAAAAGAUUUCGGUUAAGCAAGGAGGCAUUCCAGUACGUUUUAUCGAAAACAAACAUAAACUGCGAUGACACAAAAGCCGUUCCUGCUGCUUUGCAAUUGGCUGCAAGCCUCUCGCUCCUUGCAAGUGCAAGGUAUGUGCCAGAGCACGGUAUAAAAAUUGACGUCCAACGUCUUAAAAGAAAUAAAAAGCAAAUUGUGUCCGGAAUUGAUAAAGUUCCAGCCCAACGAAUCUUCAAGAUGUAAGGAGCGGUUUGCGGAAAAAUAUAAAAUACCUGGAGGUAGGAAGAGGCGUUCUAAUGAAAUGCGUAGUGAAUCCAAUGUUUUUCCUUUUAGUGGUUGGAUGGG